Molecule: messenger RNA, 483 nt
Organism: Pedinophyceae sp. YPF-701
Lineage: Eukaryota; Viridiplantae; Chlorophyta; Pedinophyceae
Source: the annotation of a GenBank genome assembly
AUGAUCAAGGUCGGCGACAAGAUGCCCGAGGGCGUGUUCCAGUACUUCACGGACGCCGGGGAGAAGUCCGAGAUGACGGUCGAGCAGCUCACGAAGGGCAAGAAGGUCGUUCUCGUGGGCAUCCCGGGCGCCUUCACGCCUACCUGCCAGAACAAGCACAUCAACGCCUUCAUUGACCGCGAGGCGGACAUCAAGGCCAAGGGCGUGGACACCAUCGCGUGCAUGGCCGUCAACGACGCCUUCGUGAUGAACGAGUUCAGCAAGGCCACCGGGGCCACGGGCAAGGUGCUGAUGCUCGCGGACGGCGCCGCGACGUACGCGAAGAAGAUGGGGACCGAGGUGGACCUGAGCGACUUCGGCAUGGGCGUGCGCACCCGCCGGUUCGUCAUGGUGAUCGAGGACGGGGAGGUCAAGGGUAUGAACAUUGAGACGGGCGGGGAGCUGACCUGCACGACCAAGGACGACGCCAUGGCCCUGCUCUAA